Molecule: messenger RNA, 633 nt
Organism: Hymenoscyphus albidus
Lineage: Eukaryota; Fungi; Ascomycota; Leotiomycetes; Helotiales; Helotiaceae
Source: the annotation of a GenBank genome assembly
AUGGGCUUUGAAUUAAGUUUUGGGGCUUUGUUUACAGAGCCAAAGGUUUGGUUCAGAGCUGGCGUUGAUAUUCUCUGGUUUUCUUCUGGGGAUGGGUCAAAAGUUGUGAGGAACGGUGCAGAUGAGAGGGAGCCGGGAGGUUCAACAGAGGGGUUGGAGGAGUGUAAACGGUUUAUUCAGGUUGUGACGCUUGUCGACCCUCACUCUCUCAGUAAAGUUCGGCAUCUUGCGGUUGAAGAUGGGUUCUUCGGUUCGUAUAUGCAGGAUUUAUCGUCGUCUGCGGCUCGGACACAGGGAUGUGGGGUGCUAGACGAGGAUUGGAGAAUGCUGCAAUUCUGGGAGUCGAUAAAGAGGAAGUUUGCGGGCUUGGAAGAGGUUACUUUUUACUUGGGGAGCGGUGAGGGAGUCAAGAUGGAUCGUGGGGGGAGGAGACCAUCGUUUCCCGGGCUGUUUUUGCCAGUUGAGUGGUUGAGGGAGAGGGAGUGCAAGGAGAGAAUCAGGAGGCUGCAGGAGAGACUUGAGAAUGCUGUGGGUUUUGUUGGUAGGCAAGGCAUUGGUGGCGAUGGCUUUGACAAAUGGACGGCUCCCCGCUGGAGGAUUGAGGAGGAGGAGACUGGGUGGGGUGCUGGUUGA